Messenger RNA from Phacochoerus africanus (Common warthog), 846 nucleotides. RefSeq names its product putative inactive serine protease 58. The annotation marks the transcript as partial. Gene Ontology annotation, biological process: proteolysis. The record is from RefSeq and is a predicted model, not a curated record. NCBI's taxonomy places the organism in Eukaryota, Metazoa, Chordata, Mammalia, Artiodactyla, Suidae. Gene Ontology annotation, molecular function: serine-type endopeptidase activity. The transcript has 4 exons.
UGUCUGUGUGUUCUAGGUGUUAUUGUAUCUGUUACUGAAUACAACGAAGACCCACAUCUUUUUAACUAUGUGUUGUACCUGAAAUCCAGUUACCAGCCCUGUACGGGGACCCUGAUUGCUCCUCAGUGGGUGAUAACAGCAGCACACUGCUUCUUACCAGAUCUUCAGGUCAUCUUCACUGGCGGAGCCAGAAAUUUCAAUUUUCAUAACUUAAUUGGGGAGAUUCUGCCGUAUGAGAAGAUCAUUGUUCACCCAAAUUUCACUGUCACUUCUCCUAAAAAUGAUCUUAUGCUGAUUAAGUUGUCUGCACCUCUCACCUUCUUCUCCAACAGCAUUUUUCAGUUGCCUACUAUCAAUAUCAAGAAAAAUGAAAGUAUAGUUUGCUUCAUUUACAUCUGGUUAAAAGAUGAAGAAUCUUCUGGAAAUCCAGUCGGUAACCUGUAUAGCAUUAAGAUUCAAACCAACACUGACUCAAGAUGCAAAAUAUUACUGGGGAAAAGGUUUCUUGAAGACAUGUUCUGUAUAGGACAUACUAAAGGAUACAGAGAUGAAUGCCAGGUGGUCACAGCUGCACCAGCCACAUGUGAUGGUGAAUUACAAGGAAUUGUGUCUUGGGGAACCGGAUGUAUUCUGACAGAUCACACUGUUGUCUUCACCAACAUCUACAGCUACAUUCCAUGGAUCAAGAACAUUAUUUCUACAAAAUAAGCUGAUACAGAACUCCACUGACAGCCUUACUGAUCGUGGCAACCACAUUCCGUAUCUCAGUCCUGGGUUUUCCCAGGAUCUAGGCUGGAGUGGAAUUUCAAAAGAGAUCAUUGACAACUCCUGGAUAUUGGCAUUGCU